AUGAAGUCGAUUAUCAACCUUGUGGCUCUCGCCUCUACGGCCCAGGCUAUCCUCGUUGCCCCUCCUACCGGCCCCUUCGCCGUCUCCAUGUCCGUGACGCCGCUCACCGACAAGAGCCGCCUCGACCCGUACGCUCCGGCUAAUGCUACGCAUGCUCGCCCUGGACUUCUGCGUCGCCAGAACCUCGCCCUGCCGCCCCCCUUCUGCCACUUAUCCCUUGUGAUCUUCUCACCCGGCUGGGGCAACCCCCGCCUCCUCUAUGGCGCCAUGGCCCGAGAGCUCGCCAGCCACGGCUUCGCUGUCGUCACCAUAGACCACCCCUACGACGCCAACUAUGUUGAGUUCCCCGACGGCGAGGUCUACCCCGCCGCGAACAUAGACACCGAUGACAUGGUCGCCAUCGGCAAGCUCACCCAGGUCCGCGCCCAGGACGCAUCCUUCCUCCUAACCCACCUCCUGAAUACCCCGACCCCAGGCAUCAACACCUCCGCCCCGCUGAUCAUGGGCCACUCCCUCGGCGGCGCCACCGCCGCCUCCGCCAUGCUCACAGACUCACGCUUCGUGGCCGGCAUGAACAUUGACGGCCUCCUCCCGGAACCCGUUCUCAGCGCCGGCGUCUCCGGCCCAUUCGCCCUCGUCGGCCGCCCCGGUCAUGAGGAGGAAGACGCGACGUGGGACACCUUCUACGCCGCGCUACGGGGGCCCAAGGCCCAGCUCGCCGUCAACGGCACCGUGCACGCCUCAUUCACGGACUUUCCGACCCUCGUCAAGACGCUGGACCUCGAGCUGCCCGAAGACGCCGCUGCGCUGCUGCAGUCUCAAGAUCGGAACCUUGGCGUUUGGUCGUGCGAGCGAGAUCGUGGCUGGUAUCGUUGGUGA
Molecule: messenger RNA, 879 nt
Organism: Verticillium alfalfae VaMs.102
Lineage: Eukaryota; Fungi; Ascomycota; Sordariomycetes; Glomerellales; Plectosphaerellaceae
Product: PAF acetylhydrolase family protein
Exons: 2
Coding region: 1-879 (292 amino acids)
Molecular function (GO): 1-alkyl-2-acetylglycerophosphocholine esterase activity
Source: RefSeq, a predicted model, not a curated record